Messenger RNA from Lingula anatina, 2151 nucleotides. Its product is annotated as low-density lipoprotein receptor. The record is from RefSeq and is a predicted model, not a curated record. Lineage: Eukaryota; Metazoa; Brachiopoda; Lingulata; Lingulida; Lingulidae.
GUCUUAGAUAAGACUGCGAGUCACGAUCACAAAGAUGGAGGAAGUGCAUCUUUUAUUGCGUUUAUCGUUUUUUCUUCUAAUUCAUUCAGUUGUAUCACAGUACGUUACAGAUAACUUCCUGAUUCUCACGGACAAACACAAUGGCAUUAUCUGGCAAGCCGACCUCGCUCGAGAGAAACUCGUUCAAGUUUACAGUCAGUGCACGAACCCCAUCUCUGUUAGCUACGAUCCGGUAGAACAAAGGGUGUACUGGACCGAGGUUAUCCCGAUUUUGCAUGGACUGUCCAGAAUCCGGCGAGUUGGGAUAGACGGAAGCCGAGCCGGAACUAUUUACAGUUUUGAAACAUUAUCUAAUGGGCAAUUAGCAGAGAAGGUUCCGGAUGGCAUUGCAGUAGAUCAUGUUUCUCGUCUUCUUUACUACACCGAGGCUGAGAAUGACGUCAUAGGAGUGAUGAGGUUGGACGGAUCUUAUCAUAAGGUGCUGAUUAACACGGGACUCGCUGAGCCCAGAGCGAUUACGUUGGAUCCUUACAAUGGCUGGAUGUAUUGGACGGAUUGGGGAACGGAAGCAAAGAUAGAACGAGCCCACAUGGACGGCGGAAACAGACAAACUGUGGUGGACACGGCUCUAUCAUGGCCGAACGGAAUAGAUAUUGACAUCCCUGAACAGAAACUCUAUUGGUGUGAUGGAAAUUAUUCGCGAAUUGAAGUUUCUGACACGGACGGCAGUAACAGACGUGUCAAGGUCGAGCGCUUCCCACAAAAUGGGGGAAGGUACUUUGGCGUUGCAGUUGAUGGAACAAAGGUGUACUUCACCGACUGGGCGUUCAGAAUUUGGGUCUUCCACAUGGUUAAUAAGACGGGCGGAUCCAUUCCGCAGUCAAAGGUCCAAUCCAAUUUUCCUGUUGUACAAGCUCCCGCCCAAUUGACUGAUCUCCAUGUUUACCAGAGUUCAUACCAACCGACAGGAUCGAACGGCUGCAGCAUAAACAAUGGGGGUUGUCCCUACCUGUGUCUACCCAAACCCAACGGCAGAACGUGCGCAUGCCCAGAUUCCGUUUGCCUGUCUGGUCAAAGUACAUCUGGAAAUGUGCCAUUGGACACAUCUUCGCCUGCCAUGGUGGAACCAAGUUCUUCAAGAACGGUUCAAGGCGGGUUAAUCUCAGCUGAAGACCACGUUGAGACUCGGCCCGCUAGUCAGCCAGUGAGCGCUGCCUUGAUUGCCGUCAGCGUAGUCAGCGUAGUGAUAAUUAUAGCCUUGGUACUACUGGUGGUGGUGAUAUUAAAGAAACGGAAUGCUCCACAAAACUCCUUGCCGACCAAUCCCCACUUGAACCCUGCAUUUGACAACAAUGGGAACGACAAACCGGAGCGCCAUCUAUCGAGCAGCCCACAUCAGGGCGACACGUCACAUUACGAAGGCCUGACGCCAGCCAUGCCAAAUAUCAGCAGCAAAGAUGAGCAUCCUUAUCAACAAAUUACUGUAUACCAAAUCCCAACGUUCACGGUUUACGAAAAUGGAGCGAAUGACUAUCAGCCUAUUUUGCCCAGCACCCGCGAAGAGAACGUGUGAAAAUUUAACGCAAUAGAUUUGAAUUUAUUUCUUGCUGCGCAUAAGCUUUACGUAUACGUAGGCCUACAAAACCCUCCAUUUAGUGUGUGUGUGUGUGUGUGUUUGUGUGUGUAGAGAGAGACACAGAGAGAAAACAUCCUUAUAAAUGUACAGCAAAAAGCUUUAAUUAAUGAUUGAUACUAAAAUCAAAUUACAACUGACAAAAAUUGACGUUUUCACGUAGGCCUAAUGGUUGGAAGAAAUGUCACAUGAACUCUUAUAUCUUUAGCAAACUAGUGUGCUUACAAGUAACCUUUUGCCAUAAAAACAUAAUAGCCCCAUUCACAAUAGGGGACUUAGGCCCACUAGUCCGAGGAUUAAGUAUGGCUGACCCACUUGAACUCUUCCCCAUGGGGAAUCUAUCAGGUGUCAAUUAACGGAUAGACAGCAAGCUUUGUAGUCGGUCGCCAUACUUGACCCCGGGACUAGUUAGUCCCGUAUUCUGAAUGGGGCCAAUGUCGCUUGUGGUCUUAUUUUUUUAGAACAGUGUAGAAUUCCCCGUCAGUGUUUGUAGUGUCAAUACUAUAGGGCAUUCAGCU